GGAUUUCCACAUUUCACACAGCAGCUCAGAGCACAGUGUGCUAACGACCGCCGCGGUGGCUUAUUCCGCCACUAGCGCGACCGAAACGCGUUCUAAAACAAAUACUAGAUCAAAUUCUAAUUCAAUCGUUUAUCCUCUGCGCUUAGUGAAUUCACAUCGGGGUGCUGGCGAGAAUGGCCAGCAACUGAACUCUAAGAUCGGAGUUGCGUUGCUGAUAAUACAACACCAUGACCAAGAAAUUUGAAUUCAACUGGCAGAUACCAGUCCCCGAGCCGCUGUUGCAGGGCGCAGUCUUCGACAGAUGGACGGAAGAGAAGGACAAUACAGAGUUUGAACAAAAUUGCUUAUUCAAGGUCGACGAAUAUGGCUUCUUCAUCUACUGGAAGAGUGAUGGAAAGGACGGUGACGUGAUAGAAUUGUGUCAAGUAAGCGACGUCAGAUCCGGAGGUGUUCCCAAGGACUCCAAGCUCAACUCGAAUCUGGUGAACAAACACGGGGACACGUUGGAAGACAAAUCGCUAACCAUAUGCAGUGGAACUGACUAUAUUAACAUCAACUACCAACACGUGGUGUGUCCUGACGCCGCCACAGCGAAGGUUUGGAAGGAAGGACUACGAGCUAUCACGCACAACAACAAAAUCAACAAUGUCUGCCCGAGAACCAAUCUAAUGAAGCACUGGAUGCGCCUCUGUUUCCUGACCGACCCUCGGGGCAAAGUUCCCGUCAAGGUGGUGGCCAGGACAUUUGCUUCUGGUAAAACUGAGAAGCUGGUCUACCAGUGCCUGUCCGAACUGGGUCUGCCGUCAGGGAAGAAUGACGUCAUGGAAAAAGAAGCCUUCACGUUUGACAAGUUUUACGCUCUGUAUCAUAAGAUUUGCCCGAGAAACGAUAUUGAAGAGUUGUUUCGUUCUAUAACUCAAGGCAAAUCCGAUCGCAUCAAUUUGGACCAGUUCGUGAACUUCCUGAAUGAGAAGCAACGUGAUCCUCGACUCAACGAGAUCCUGUACCCGCUGUACGAUGAGAAGAGAGCAGCUGAGAUCAUCACGACUUAUGAACAGAAUGAGGAAGCCAAAAAUGCCAAAUGCUUGACAAAAGACGGUCUGAUCCGCUACUUGAUGUCGGACGAGAAUGCUCCUGUGUUCCUCGACCGUCUCGACAACUAUAUGGACAUGGACCAGCCACUCGCUCACUACUACAUCAACUCAUCGCACAACACGUACCUAAGCGGACGACAGUUCGGAGGGAAAAGCUCCGUGGAGAUGUACCGACAGGUCUUGUUGGCUGGUUGCCGAUGCGUAGAGCUAGACUGUUGGGAUGGCAAAGGCGAGGAUGAAGAGCCAAUCAUAACGCACGGCAUGGCAAUGUGCACUGACAUACUGUUCAAAGAUGUCAUAUACGCCCUGAGGGAUACCGCCUUCGUGACUUCAGACUACCCAGUCAUCCUAUCAUUUGAGAACCACUGUUGCAAGGCCCAGCAAUACAAGCUGGCCAAAUACUGUGACGAGAUCUUGGGUGAUUUGCUGCUUAAGGAACCGCUGCCUGAUCAUCCGUUGGACCCAGGAGUGCCAUUACCUCCGCCUUCAGCCCUCAAACGCAAGAUCAUGAUUAAGAACAAACGUCUAAAGCCAGAAGUUGAGAAGCAAGAAUUAGAGCUGUUCCGUCAAGGACAGUUUGUCAUCGAAGAAGAAGAGAAAGAAGAUGCUUCUGCAGUCGCCAUUCUGGAUAAAAAGCCUGAAGAGAUCGUAGCCGAAGCAGCAUCGGCUGGCGAUGACGCACCUCCUCCCGUUGCGUACACAGGAUCUACAACCAACGUUCAUCCAUGGCUCUCGUCCAUGGUCAACUACGCGCAGCCCAUCAAGUUCCAAGGCUUCGAAGAGGCAGAUAAGCGCAACAUUUACCACAACAUGUCCUCGUUCGCUGAGACGACCGGCAUGAACUACCUAAAGAGCCAAGCCAUCGACUUCGUGAAUUACAACAAGCGACAGAUGUCCCGUAUUUAUCCUAAAGGAACCCGUGCUGACUCCUCUAAUUACAUGCCUCAGGUAUUCUGGAACGCCGGAUGUCAAAUGGUGUCCCUAAACUUCCAAACGUCAGACUUGCCAAUGCAACUGAACCAAGGCAAGUUCGAGUACAACGGGAACUGCGGAUACCUGUUGAAGCCGGACUUCAUGCGGCGCGCGGACCGUAGCUUCGAUCCUUUUGCCGACGCGCCAGUCGAUGGCGUCAUCGCGGCUCAGUGCAGUGUCCAGGUCAUAGCUGGUCAGUUUCUGUCAGACAAGAAGAUCGGGACCUACGUUGAAGUGGAUAUGUACGGUCUACCGUCAGACACGAUCCGCAAGGAAUUCCGCACGAGAAUGGUGCCUGCGAACGGAUUGAACCCAGUUUACAACGAGGAGCCUUUCUUGUUUAGGAAGGUCGUGCUUCCUGACCUAGCCGUCCUCCGUUUCGGUGUUUACGACGAGAACGGCAAGCUCCUGGGCCAGAGGAUCCUGCCGCUGGACGGGCUCCAAGCCGGCUACAGGCACAUCUCGCUCAGGACCGAAGCAAACUUCCCUAUGUCACUGCCCAUGUUGUUCUGCAACAUCGAACUCAAGAUUUACGUCCCGGACGGUUUUGCUGAUUUCAUGGACGCUCUCUCAGACCCGCGUGCGUUCAAGAAACGUUCCGAAGACAUGCAGCAGAUGGGCAUUGAAGCUGGUGGACCUGAAAAAAGAGUGCAGCUCGAAGAGAAGAAAGAAGAGCCUCCCAUCGUCUUCGAACCUAUAACAGUGGAGUCCUUGCGCCAAGAGAAGGGCUUCCUAAAGACCGGCAGGAAACAGCAGAAAGACCUGGACGCAAUGAGGAAGCGACAUGCCAAAGAGAAGAUGGCAUUGCAAAAGCAACAAUGCACUGCACUUGAGAAGAUGAUAAAGGGAAAGAACAAAGAGCAGUUGAGCACUGAUCCGGCCUUCCGCAAGAUGGUCAACGAACAGUCGACGGCGUGGAGUGAGCUGGUAGCCAAGCACCGAGUGGAAGAGUGGACCAACACCAGGAACCGCCUCAACGAACAACGGGAACUGCUGAAGAAAAUGAUGGAGCAGACACAACAGGCUCAAGUCAAACGCCUCGAAGCCAAGCAUGAGAGGGAGCUGAAAGAGAUGAACGCUCGUCAGGCCAGGAUCAGUAUGGAGACCAGCAAAGAGGUCGCCAACGACAAAACUUUGAAGACCAAACAAGAAAAAGAUAGACGACUCAGGGAGAAAAAACAAAACAACACAAAGAAGUUUAUGGACGAAAGACUGAGUCACACUAAGAAACAAAACCGCGAGAAGGAUAACUUGAAGGCGACACACGAGAAACAGAUGGAAGAGCUGUCAAAAGAUGUUGAUAAUCUAAUCGAGAUGUACAAGAUGGAGGAAUCCGAAUUCGACAUGGCGAGUAAAACGGAAUUUUUUGCAUGAAAGUAUCCUGAAAUUGCUCCGCUGCUGGAGCAAUUGACUGUGAAAGUGGAGUGAAGUGAUCUCAUUUAAAUAAAUAAAUUUUAAACAAAUAAA
This is a messenger RNA of Bombyx mori (domestic silkworm), 3533 nucleotides long. RefSeq names its product phospholipase C beta 4 (gene norpA). The record is from RefSeq and is a predicted model, not a curated record. The transcript is spliced from 22 exons. NCBI's taxonomy places the organism in Eukaryota, Metazoa, Arthropoda, Insecta, Lepidoptera, Bombycidae. Gene Ontology annotation, biological process: release of sequestered calcium ion into cytosol; phosphatidylinositol-mediated signaling; lipid metabolic process. The coding region runs from base 228 to 3440 and encodes 1070 amino acids. Gene Ontology annotation, molecular function: phosphatidylinositol-4,5-bisphosphate phospholipase C activity; calcium ion binding.